CUAUCCUGAACCCGAAGCAACCCAAAGAGACACCAAAAAGCUUCAGCUUUGACUAUUCCUACUGGUCCCACACCACGCCCGCAGACAUCAACUAUGCAUCUCAGAAGCAAGUGUACCAGGACAUUGGGGAGGAGAUGUUGCAACAUGCCUUUGAAGGCUAUAAUGUCUGCAUCUUUGCUUACGGGCAGACAGGUGCUGGAAAAUCCUACACCAUGAUGGGGAAGCAGGAGAAGGACCAGCAAGGCAUCAUCCCGCAGCUAUGUGAGGACCUCUUCUCGCGCAUCAACGACACGACAAAUGACAACAUGUCCUACUCUGUGGAGGUGAGCUACAUGGAAAUAUACUGUGAGCGUGUGAGGGACCUCCUGAACCCCAAGAACAAGGGGAACCUGCGGGUGAGGGAGCAUCCCCUUAUGGGCCCGUACGUUGAGGACCUUUCCAAGCUGGCCGUGACCUCCUACAAUGACAUCCAGGACCUCAUGGACUCUGGGAACAAGGCCCGCACGGUGGCUGCCACCAACAUGAACGAGACCAGCAGCCGCUCCCAUGCAGUGUUCAAUAUCAUCUUCACACAGAAGCGGCAUGACGCUGAGACAGACGUCACCACUGAGAAGGUCAGCAAAAUAAGCUUGGUGGACCUGGCAGGAAGCGAGCGAGCCGACUCCACUGGUGCGAAGGGCACAAGACUAAAGGAAGGAGCGAACAUCAACAAGUCCUUGACCACACUCGGGAAAGUCAUCUCUGCCCUGGCUGAAAUGGAUUCGGGGCCAAACAAGAACAAAAAGAAGAAGAAGACAGAUUUCAUCCCCUACCGGGACUCGGUGCUGACCUGGCUGCUGCGGGAGAACCUGGGGGGCAACUCCAGGACAGCCAUGGUCGCUGCUCUCAGUCCUGCUGACAUCAACUACGAUGAGACCCUCAGCACCCUCAGAUAUGCUGACCGUGCCAAGCAGAUCCGCUGCAAUGCUGUCAUCAAUGAGGACCCCAACAACAAGCUCAUCCGUGAACUGAAGGAUGAGGUGGCACGCCUGCGCGACCUUCUCUAUGCCCAGGGCCUCGGGGACAUCAUUGACACCCAUCCUGCUGCGGGAGGACCCAAAUUGACCAACGCCAUUGCUGGGAUCAGCCCCUCUUCCUCCCUCUCAGCCUUGUCCAGCCGUGCCGCCUCCGUUGCCAGCCUCCACGAGCGCAUCAUGUUUGCUCCAGGCAGCGAAGAGGCAAUUGAAAGGCUCAAGGAAACAGAGAAGAUCAUUGCAGAGCUGAAUGAGACAUGGGAGGAGAAGCUGCGGAGGACAGAAGCAAUCCGGAUGGAGAGGGAAGCGUUGCUGGCUGAAAUGGGGGUGGCCAUGAGGGAGGAUGGAGGUACCUUGGGUGUUUUCUCUCCUAAAAAGACACCCCACUUGGUCAACCUGAACGAGGACCCGCUCAUGUCCGAGUGUCUUCUCUACUACAUCAAGGACGGGAUAACAAGGGUUGGCCGGGAAGAUGCAGAGAAGAGGCAGGACAUCGUUCUCAGUGGGCACUUCAUUAAGGAAGAGCACUGCCUUUUCCGCAGCGACACCAAAACCGGCGGUGAAGUAAUAGUGACCCUGGAGCCCUGUGAAGGUGCCGACACCUACGUGAAUGGCAAAAAGGUGACGGAGCCCAGCAUCCUGCGCUCAGGAAACCGCAUCAUCAUGGGAAAGAGCCACGUCUUCCGCUUCAACCACCCCGAGCAGGCUCGGCAGGAGCGGGAGCGGACCCCGUGCGCCGAGACCCCUGCCGAGCCCGUGGACUGGGCUUUUGCCCAAAGAGAGCUGCUGGAGAAGCAGGGCAUCGACAUGAAGCAGGAGAUGGAGCAGCGGCUCCAGGAACUGGAGGACCAGUACCGGAGAGAGCGGGAGGAGGCAAAUUACCUUCUCGAGCAGCAGAGGCUGGACUAUGAGAGCAAAUUGGAGGCGUUGCAGAAGCAGAUGGACUCUAGGUAUUACCCUGAGGCAAAUGAGGAAGAGGAAGAACCUGAAGAUGAAGUGCAGUGGACAGAGCGGGAGUUCGAGCUGGCCCUCUGGGCCUUUAGGAAGUGGAAGUGGUACCAGUUCACCUCCCUCCGCGACCUGCUCUGGGGCAACGCCAUCUUCCUCAAGGAAGCCAAUGCCAUCAGCGUGGAGCUGAAGAAGAAGGUCCAGUUCCAGUUUGUGCUCCUCACGGACACACUGUACUCGCCUCUCCCUCCCGACCUGCUGCCUCCUGAUGCUGCCAAGGACCGGGAGAAGCGGCCGUUCCCCCGGACCAUCGUUGCUGUAGAGGUGCAAGACCAGAAGAACGGCGCAACGCAUUAUUGGACCCUGGAGAAGCUGAGGCAACGCCUGGACCUGAUGCGUGAAAUGUAUGACCGUGCAGCAGAAGUGCCUUCUAGUGUCAUUGAGGACUGCGACAACGUGGUCACCGGUGGAGAUCCUUUCUAUGACCGCUUCCCCUGGUUCAGGCUGGUCGGCAGUUCAGAUAUCUCUGGCUGCAACAGCUCUCCUCUUUUCAACACAUGCAUGAGCGAGCGCAUGGCUGAUCUCACCCCCUCCCCUACCUUCUCGAACCCCGACUCCGACAUCACCGAGCCUGCUGACGAGCAGCACCAGGGGCAGGAGGAGGAGGAGGAGGAGGAGGAGGCGGAGGACCUGGAGGAAGACAUCUUUCCGGAGUGCCCGCUGUGUGAUGGCCGGGAUCCGUUUUACGACCGCUCCCCCCUGUUCAGUUUAGUAGGAAG
This is a messenger RNA of Leptosomus discolor (cuckoo roller), 2740 nucleotides long. NCBI's taxonomy places the organism in Eukaryota, Metazoa, Chordata, Aves, Leptosomiformes, Leptosomidae. The record is from RefSeq and is a predicted model, not a curated record.